AUGGGAUGUCAACAAGAUUUGAGAGAGUCUUUUUCCCUUAAGGAGGGUUGUAGGCCUUUUAUUGGACUGGAUGGGUGUUUCUUGAAGACUCCUUAUAAUCAGAUUCUGCUUAAUGCUGUUGGUAGAGAUGGAGACAGCAGUUUUUAUCUCAUUGCACUUGCUGUUGUUGAAGCAGAGACUAAAGACAGCUGGGAUUGGUUCAUGGAGGAGUUAAUGGUUGUUAUUAGUCCCCACAAAGCAAUAACUUGGAUUUCAGACAGACAGAAGGGCUUGGUGGACACACUUGCAUCUUUGGAUGGUGGUCAAGAUCUCAGGUUUUGUGUUAGGCACUUGCAUGAGAACUUUAAGAAGAAAUAUCCAGGCAUGGAGUUGAAGCAAAUGGUGUGGAAUGCUGCAAAUGCAUUCAAUAAACCUGAGUUUGAGAAACAUAUGCAUAAUAUAAGGGAACUCAAUGGUGAGGCAUAUGACUGGUUGUGCAGAAUCCCAUUUAGGUUUUGGACCAAGUCUAAGUUCACAGAUGCUUCCAAGUGUUGUCUUAAUAGUAAUAAUAUGUGUGAAUCAUGGAAUUCACACAUAUUAAAGGCAAGAGACAAACCUAUCAUUACAAUGUUUGAGAUGAUUAGAAGGGGUUUAAUGUCAAGGUUUCAUGAGAGGAGGGAAUACAUGGAACAACAAAAAGGGCUCUUGUGUCCAGCUGCAAAGGCUAAAGUGUUGGCAAACAAGAAGGAAUCAAAGAAUUGUGUAGUAUAUUUUUCUUCACUAUCUUGUUAUGAUGUCCAAGAUGAGAUUGACAAUGAGUCUGUAAAUCUACAAGAGAUAAGUUGUACAUGCGGGGAAUGGAAUGUCACAGGUAUCCCAUGCAAGCAUGCCAUUGCUGUUAUGACUAAGAAAAAACUACCUAUUGAAGAAUAUGUUGAUGCCUACCACCAUAGGUCAACAUUUUUGAAGGGAUAUGCAUUCGAGAUCAAUCCAUUGGUCCUUAGGCACAUGAAGAAACUGUCACUUGUGCCUUUAAUCUUUCCAAUAACUAGGAAACCUCCUGGAAGGCCAAAGAAAGCAAGAAUGAAAGUUCAUAGUGAAGAGGGACUGGGGGAGGAAGAGCAGCAGGAACAACACAAGGAAGAGGUGAUGGGACUGUUAGAGGGAUUGGGAGAGGAAGAGCAGCAGGAACAACACAAGGAAGAGGUAAUGGGACUUUUAGAAGGACUAAGAGAGGAAAAACAGUUAUUAAUGUUACACAAUCUCAAAUUGUUGACAUACCUACUCUCCUAUCACAAGCAACCCAAGACAGCCAAGACUGGUGGUAUUAGGUCAUUACUUGUUGGCCAGUUUGCAGGGACUAUUAAUGGAUUUUGGUAUCUCAGCAAUAUAUGCAGGACUGUGUAG
Messenger RNA from Cornus florida, 1386 nucleotides. RefSeq lists its product as uncharacterized. The transcript is spliced from 5 exons. Bases 1 to 1386 code for a protein of 461 amino acids. Gene Ontology annotation, molecular function: zinc ion binding. The record is from RefSeq and is a predicted model, not a curated record. Lineage: Eukaryota; Viridiplantae; Streptophyta; Magnoliopsida; Cornales; Cornaceae.